GGCGUUGGCGUCCUCUAGUACUAAUUCAUACAGAUACGCAUGGAAUUAGCUUGACGCUCGCUGACGAAUUUUGUGUAAUGCACAGCAAUGUAUAAAACUUCCCCGACAUGCGGGUGAAAAAAUGCGCCUACAAGUAUAGUAUGCACAGCUGACUAUCUAGCAAGUCUCUUCGUUUCCACAUCCUCGACAGUUCAUUUUCCGUACUACCGAGCUCUCUCACCGUGUCCGCACAGACAGCAGUAAUUAAAAAUUCCUUCGUCAGCGUCAUGGACGAGUCAAACACAUCAGCGAAACAGAGAGAUGGGAAACGAGCGUUGUUGAACUCACCGCUGGUUGGCGCACCUCCGAGUUGUCGGACGAAGGAGAAGGAUCCACCACCCUAUGGUGCACAGCAUCGUCAGACUGCACUUUGGGAAGGCGGUAAUGAAGCGCUUCCUCCUCAAUGGCGGCAGUAUAAGUUACUGGAUGGCAAAAUAGCAUAUCAAGAUACAACACUUGCUACGACUUCAGGAAACCGACCUUUACCAGGAGUGCGAAUGGAUUAUCUUGGACAACUGGUUCCCGGAUGCGAAUGGCACAUCUCACCGCUCGGUCGUUCCUACUUUGUCAAUCACAAUACCAAAACCACGUCGUGGAAGAAACCAGUGUCUGAGCGUCCACCAGAGUGCUUGACGCCAGAGUGCAUCAUCGAGGGUCAUUCCGAAGUCAUUUGGGGCCUUGUCCGUUUGGGUACCGGUUCCAAUAUACUGAGCACGUCAGGUGAUGGUUCAAUUCGUCAGUGGACAAAAGACGGAGAGCCAUUGGAGAGGCCUUGGACUAGUGACGGAGGAGCGGUACUCUCAAUAGCAAUAUCUCCAGAUGAGUCAAUGGUCAUGAGCGGAAGCACAGAUGACAAGCUACGACUGUGGAAUAUCAGGGAGGGCAGCGUGGUCGGUGACCCGUGGGAGGGGCAUGAGAGUUCAGUGUGGUGCAUCGAAUGGUCUCCCAAUGCCCGGGAGAUAGCAAGUGGAUCAUCAGAUGGCACCAUACGACGCUGGGACCCAGAUACUGGUCGACAGAUAGCACCACCAAUAGAGACCGGCCAUGGGUGGGUUUGCGCUGUCAGAUACUCUCCCCAAGGGGACAAAUUCACGAGCGGCGGAAAAGACAAGGCGAUCCGUAUGUGGUCAAAGGACGGCGAGCUGCUCAUGGAGAUCGAGGGCCAUGACAGUUUGGUGACAUCGUUGUGUUGGUCCAGGGACGGCGCAUACAUUUUCUCAGCGUCCUUCGAUCGCACCAUCCGAAAAUGGCGGUCGAUUGAUGGGAAGGAGCUCGUUGUUUUUCAGGGUCAUACUGAUGCCAUCAUCUCCCUUUGUCUUUCUCCUGACGAAAGCCAUCUUAUUAGCGCAUCAAUUGACCACUCAGUUCGCAUCUGGGACCCCAAGACCAAUCAGCCAGUUGGAGACCCGCUCUUGCACGACGACGAAGUUUGGGCUGUCGUCAUUUCUGCUGAUGGAAAAUAUAUCAUUAGUGGUGGAUCAAACGCAAAGAUAUAUGUGUGGAACCUGGAGGCAGCGCUCAAAUAUGCAGGCGAUGAUCAUUGGGCAAUAACAAUCAUGCGGGACAUGCUGCGCACUGAGGUGACAGAUUUGUCACUCGAAAAGCACGGACUUCGUUUCAAAGCCACGUCUGCAACUGUCGAACAACUGGAGAGUGCAUUCAUGCAUCAGCUCGCAGAAAAAAUGCAGGAGGUGGCACCUAACCUGUGGCAUCUAUUCUUCACGCUGCUCGACAGCACACUUCAGCAGCGGCGAGCUAUGGGUGGGAAUGUGAAGGUGGGCAAUGAGGACAUGGAUAUCUAUGUUGAAGAGAGGGACCUUGGAGAAUUUGGAGGUGACGACAUUGGAGGAAUGAUGCGCGAAGAAGACGACGUGAAUGAAGAAGCUGUUAUUCCACCAUUGUUGAAUAACAGGGGAAUCUAG
Messenger RNA from Suillus fuscotomentosus, 1961 nucleotides. Its product is annotated as WD40-repeat-containing domain protein. The coding region runs from base 267 to 1961 and encodes 564 amino acids. The transcript is spliced from 4 exons. NCBI's taxonomy places the organism in Eukaryota, Fungi, Basidiomycota, Agaricomycetes, Boletales, Suillaceae. Gene Ontology annotation, biological process: ribosomal large subunit assembly. Gene Ontology annotation, cellular component: nucleolus. The record is from RefSeq and is a predicted model, not a curated record. Gene Ontology annotation, molecular function: protein binding.